This is a messenger RNA of Peniophora sp. CBMAI 1063, 786 nucleotides long. The record is from the annotation of a GenBank genome assembly. Lineage: Eukaryota; Fungi; Basidiomycota; Agaricomycetes; Russulales; Peniophoraceae.
AUGCCGUCGUCUACCUAUGCUCUAUUAGGAACGACUGGACCUGAUAACCUCGUGGCUCAGAGUCAAAACGACACGCUGCGCGGUGCCGUAAUCGUGAGAGUGUUGCUCGCAAGCGCCGGUCAGACUACGGUGCGCAUUGCUCUCAAGGAGGUUAUCCACUGUCUUUCCUUCAGUCCUCGCAAGUAUCAGGGAUCAAAGCCUGUCAAACUUCCUAUCGAGAUCAACCAACGGGCCGCAGCCGACCCCGAGUUUAAUGCCGCCAUCCCCUAUAUGUCCCAAACAUCCAUCUCGUACAAAGUCAAGAAGAACAGGAAGACAUCGACGAAGCGCAAGGAGAAGGCCGCGGCGGAGGCGGAAGUAAAGCAGCUUCCGCUCGCGGUCGUAAGGGCACGGUGGGCUAAGGAGGUUGCGCGUACAAAGUGGCCGUACGAUGAUCGGUACAAGCAUCCCAAGGGCACCCAAACCAUCGCUAGGAACGCUGCGACGGAACUGCCCACUGAGCGGGAGCCCCCCACGACCAAGCUGAAGAAGGAAGAGCUUGACACGACGCCAUACGAGGAGCGCUUUGCCAACAACGGCGCAAUCAUGAAGCUUCACAACCUCGUCGAUGUGGUGACACUCAUUCAGAAGCGCAAUGAGUGGAUGAACAGGACCAUCCCCACCGAGCGCGGGCCCAUCUUCCGGCGCCACCCAGGUGACAGCUUCGAGCUCACCGUGAAGUGUCCUCAUGCAGGCUGGGUGCUCCACCACGAUGGUCGAUACUUUUGGCGGGGUUGUUUUCUAUAA